UCAGGAAAAUAAUGCGAAUAAGGAAAGAAGCUAAAAGUGUUUAGUUGCCAGAAAUAGCAUAUAUAAAUUGUCUCCCCUAAUUUGAAUUACAAGUUACCUUUUAUAGGCGUAUACAAAUCGUAACCGCUAUCGAUAAUAAUGACUAAUUAAUUACAACAUUAAUACGGAAUUAAAUACAUAAUUAAUAGCGCAUUAAUUGCUUCACCGUUACUCUUUCGGGUUGGGAGGUCGGCCGGACUGGCAGGCUCCCCGCUGGGUAGGCAGGUAGGCUCCAGGUUGUGGACUUGGAUCCACGGUUCCAAAUUCGGGGCUUGGGCUGAUUAGACUCUGGGCCUAGUCUCAUUACUCAAUCAGUGGAUAUUGUGUGGUGAGAAUUGUGAAGAAGAAAGAGAAAUGUGUAAGAAUUGUGGAAGUUUUAAUUGGAACGGACGAAAAAGGAAAGUUGAAAGUUUUAAUCGAAAGGGAUGGAGUAAUUUUUUUACCAGGUCUCUGUUUACCAAGUCCACGCAGCAUUCGGUGAUUGGCUACAAAAUAUGUAAUCAUUCUCAUGAAUCUGCCAUGCACACUGCACAUGUCUGUAUAUAUAUCCUCUCAACGGUAUUCCCAUGUCUACUGCCACUGCGAACGGAGCCUCAGGACCACUUCUUCUCUUCAUUUCCGUUCGUCCACUUUCUAACCGUCUCUUUCAAUCUCCACCGUCCGAUUUCAUCUCUUUAUCCCGGAUACCCCAUUUUACCCCUACAACUUCUCUCUAACUCCCAUUCUACCCCGUUCUCCUUUUCUUCUGCAACUAAUUUCUCACUCUUCAGUGUGAGUGAGUGCCAAGAAUCACUCGCUUUCCAAUCCCAAGCUAUAUAUAUAAAUACACGCACAUAUGCGUACUGUUAUUUUUCAGUUUCCGCAGUUCUGUUAGAGAGGUAAGAGAGAGAGAGAGAUGGAAGCGUACUUGAGAUGCGAACGGGUUGUAAUGGCGGAGACGACGCCAAUGGCUGCGAUGGUGGAGGCUGGAGCUGGAAAUGCCGCUGCUGCGUUUAGGGGGAAAGGUGGAGAGGUGACGAUCAUCAGCUCUAAUAAGCGGAGAAAGGUAGUUUCUCUGUCCGAUCAACGCGAGGUCUAUUGUGUGUCGGAGUGCUCUGUUUCUCCGGCGUCUUCCUUGCCGGAUUCAGAGUGCGAGGGCUCAUGUUACGCGGAGAAAAGUGCUUUGGAUCUGAAGGAGAAUGGUUUUGAGACGGCCGAUACAGCAAAUAGCACCGGCAGAUUCAGCGGAGAGACGACGGCAUCGACUGGACUUAACCAAGGAGACUCAGGAACAGAGGUGGAGUGCUCGAAGAAGAUAUCAACGGCGGAGAAAGCUUCAUUGGCAGGGGGCAGAGAUAAUACACCGUCUGCGGCAGAGAUUGAAGAGUUCUUCUCGGCUACUGAAAAGUACCAGCAAAAAUUGUUCAUGGAAAAGUACAACUACGAUGUAGAGAAGGACGUACCUCUGGAAGGGCGGUACAAGUGGGUUCCAUUGAAGCCCCCUUGUUCCCAGGCGAUCAUCAAAGUCUGCGAAGACGAACAGUUUAGCCGCAGUUGAUGAUUAUCUUAAUCCAUCAUUUGUCCAGUUUAUUUCCUGCUCACUAGCUCUAGCUACUUACUUGAUCUUAAUUAUAUUUUUUGUUAAUUAAUGAUCAGUUGCACACGAUUAAUCGUACAAAUCCUUCUUCCAUUUGUUUGAAGAGUAUGUUUUUCCAACAUUUCAGUUAUAUCAAUAUCAAUUAGGACAUUCUAAUCUAAGCUAUCCAUUUGUAAAUUUACAAUGAUUAAUCAGGAUUAAGGACUUUCAUUAAUUUAUCAA
Molecule: messenger RNA, 1837 nt
Organism: Cuscuta europaea
Lineage: Eukaryota; Viridiplantae; Streptophyta; Magnoliopsida; Solanales; Convolvulaceae
Source: the annotation of a GenBank genome assembly